Molecule: messenger RNA, 1317 nt
Organism: Coregonus clupeaformis (lake whitefish)
Lineage: Eukaryota; Metazoa; Chordata; Actinopteri; Salmoniformes; Salmonidae
Product: C-type lectin domain family 4 member M-like
Exons: 6
Coding region: 301-723 (140 amino acids)
Biological process (GO): biological process involved in interspecies interaction between organisms
Cellular component (GO): external side of plasma membrane
Molecular function (GO): fucose binding; D-mannose binding
Source: RefSeq, a predicted model, not a curated record
ACCACAUCUUCACACAGCAUCACUCUCUCUGACCUGAAACCUGCUACUAAUUACUCUGUCACUGUCUGCACUGUGCUGGAAAAUGGAAAGCAAAGUCAACCGGUGUCAACAACCCUCACCACAGUACAUUUCCAGUGGUGGAAGAGACCCUCCAGAGUUGCUGCAGUGUGUGUUCUACUGGCUGUGAUCAUAGGCCUGUGGGAUUCCUAUGCCACUGUAGAGCGAGACCAGCUACAGAAUAGUCUAAAUACCAGGACCACCGAGAGAGACCAGCUACAGAAUAGUCUGAACACUAGAACUAUGGAGCGUGACCAGCUACAAAAGGAGAUAGAAAGGCUGAACUGGAAGAUCAAAGGAUGGAGAAGGUUUGGCUCCAGAUGUUACUAUCUCUCUACUGAGAAUAAAUCCUGGACUGAGAGUAGACAGGACUGUCUGGAGAGAGGAGCAGACCUGGUGAUCAUUAACAGUGAAGAGGAACAGGCAUUCAUCAAUGGGUUUGAAUCAGUCCAUUAUGUCUGGAUUGGUCUGACUCACUCUGUUACUGAGGGGACCUGGAAAUGGGUGGACGGCACCCCACUGACCACCCCAAGCUAUUGGGGGAGUGGAGAGCCUGGUGGUGGUGGAGUGGAGAACUGUGUGGAAAUCUCUUACCUGUCAUCAGGCCAAAGAGUAUGGAGGGAUUAUAAGUGUUCAUUUCCACAACAAUGGAUCUGUGAGAAAUAAGCUUCUCAUAGGUAAUUUCUCUGCCCUGCUGAUUAAUCUACUUUAUGUUAAUGAUGGUCUGAAGACUGGUGUGAUUUGGUAGAAUGGUACUCUGAACUACAGGUAGGAGACAAACACACAUUCAGACGCGCACACACACACACACACACACACACACACACACACACCAGCUGAUCUGAACCUGAGUCUCCAACGGGAGAAAACAACCUCUUAGUUAGAGGAAAUUCCCUUUUGGGCCGAGACACUGAUUUUGAAGUUGCAGGCGGGGCUACUUCAUCACGUGACCAUGAGCAACCAAUCAUGACCAACACAUGUCCUCUACACAAGCUGACACACAAUCAUUUAUUAAUAUGUCAAACAAUGAGUUGUAUAAUAGGGGUAUAUCAUUCAAUAGCCGCUGUCAAUCAAUUACUGUUAAGUUUUACAGUACUAAAUACAUUUGAAAUGACUGUAUAUGUUUCAGAUAUACUGUAUGUUUGCUUCUUGUGCUUUUAUCAUACUGAACAUAAACAAUGUCUACGUCCUGCUAUUUUAAUAAAUCAUUUAACCUAGAUUAAAGACACUUCCUGUCUAGUACAUUAUUGUUCUGUACUC